Molecule: messenger RNA, 869 nt
Organism: Blepharisma stoltei
Lineage: Eukaryota; Ciliophora; Heterotrichea; Heterotrichida; Blepharismidae
Source: the annotation of a GenBank genome assembly
AUGAAAAAUAUCAGUAACCAAGUCAGCACAAAAGACAAUUCAAAAAAUUCCGAUCACUUCUCACAAAUACCCCAGCUAACCAGUUCCAUUUCCAUAAUUGCUCCAAAAACAAAAAGAAUCUCAAACAUCACAAACCAGCGAAUUGAGAUCGAGGCAUCUGAUGUGCUAGACACAAAGCCAUCUGAUUCAUCCUUUUUCAACACUGAAAAUACGUUUAACGAAGAAAAUUCACAUCAAUUCGACUUUUUUUUCAGUUCCUUAGAAGAUUCAGAAAUAGACGAACAGACACACAAAUCUGGCUCAAUCAGAAAAAUAAAUAAAAAACUGCAGGGAGAGUUUCAUGAAAAAAUUUCAAGCUUCAGAGAAGCAUUGAGCCAUGUCCUGUGCUCAAGUGCAAGAGAUUCUGCUAGAAUUUCUGUAUUAAACUCAGAGCUGGACUCUAUAAGGAAAAACAUGUUCGAGGCUAUUGACAUGAGCCACAGCAAUCAUCAUAGUGUAUUCAUUUUUAUAUAAAUUUGAUAGAAAAUCCUGAAGAAUGAUACGGAUAAUUCUUAUAUAUAAAAAUAAUUUAUUUAAUCUAAUAUUAUAUAGAAAGAAAAUCGUGCUUGAGAGUCGACGAAAGCGGCACGCCAAGUCAUUGGAAGCAAAGCUUUAUGAUUGAAAAUGUUCUUAAACAAAUAGAAGAGCUGCAAGAGCAAAUUAAAAUAGUAUCCACUAAAAUAAUUGAUAACGAAAAAGAGAUAGCUCACAAAAACGAAGAAAAUUUGGAAUUAAGGACACAAUUAGAUCAGAUGGAAGCAGAAUUUUUUAAGUAUUUGACGAAUGAUGUCAACACUGAAAGAGCUUCAUGUGUAUGUAAAACAUUUUAA